Messenger RNA from Closterium sp. Yama58-4, 1962 nucleotides. NCBI's taxonomy places the organism in Eukaryota, Viridiplantae, Streptophyta, Zygnematophyceae, Desmidiales, Closteriaceae. The record is from the annotation of a GenBank genome assembly.
AUGAUGAUCGCCUUCAGGCUGCCUUCAACGGCAGCCCAGCGUCGGCGAAGACGCGACCGAGGGCGCUGCUAUCAGUGUCGGUGUGCUAUAGCGCGGUUGCGCACACGCGACGGCCGCCAGCUCUGGCGGCGGCCAUUGGCAGUGGGAAGGCAGGAGGCGCCGGGAUUUGCGGAGGAGCUCCUUGGCACGCGGCAUGCUCGGCAGCGCUGCCACUCUCCUUCGCUCGCUCUGCCUCGCUCUGCCUCCCUCUCCCUGCACACCCACCCGCUCCCUUUUCCUCGCCUCUGCUUCCCUCUCCCCUGUCCCUUUCCCCUAUCCCUUCCCCUCAUCUUUCUCACGUAUUCCUAUGCUUUCUCCUUAAAAAUUUCUUCCUCUCCCUUUUCCCUCAACCUCAUUUCUCCUUCCCAUCCAUCCCCUCCAUCCCUCGCCGUCCUCGUUAUAGGGUGGAUGGGAAGCCAAUUCGCAAUUCUAGAAAGCGCAUCCGUCUCCUCAUCCUCUUAUAGUCACAGUUCGCUCGCGUACAAUCACGGAAUCUCCCUGCAUAGCCAAGAAGGGGACUUGGGUAUCCAGGUUGGAGCGGUUCAGUCGCCUCAAUCUCCUCUAAGUGCCGAAAGCGGUAGGAACGCCAGUGGGGGUGAUACUCAAGGCAGUGAUAGUAUUCGAAGUGUCCUUGUGGCCCCCCCGCGCCCUUCCUCCCCUGCCGCCUCCACUUCCCCGCGCCCCGCCAUCCCUGCCGCCGCCGUCCCCCCGCGCCUCGCCCUCCCUGCCGCUGGCCCGGGCCCGCUGUGCGACCUGUACCAGGGACGAUGGGUGCAUACGCGGCAGGCGGCACUGUAUUCGGGGGAGAAGUGCGGGUGGAUGUUUGAGUACUACGCGUGCGCGCGCAGCAACCGCCCGCUCGACAUGCGCCAGUACGAGCGCCUGCGCUGGCAGCCCAACGGGUGCAACACGACCCGCUUCAGCGCGGAGGGGUUCUUUGAGAGAAUGCGCAACAAGCGCAUUGCGUUUGUGGGGGACUCCCUAGGCCAGCAGCAGUUCCAGUCGCUGCUCUGCGUGCUCGCCCCUGAAGGCCCGCCCAAAAACAUGUCCGACCCCUCAUCCCCCAUACAAGACGUGAGCAAGGAAUAUAGCAGAAAGGCUACCGGACCAGGAGGCCGCCAACCUAUCGACAAGGCGUUUAGAUUCGUCGCAUCCAACACUACAGUGAUCUUCCGCUGGUCGGCGCUCUUAUGCGAUGUCGAGCCGUUUAAUAAGAGGAACUGGAUGCAGGGCCAGGCGCUGCACUUAGACCAACCCGACGUUUUCCUAAAGGACUUUCUUAAGCAGCUGGAUGUGGUGGUUCUAAACACGGGGCAUCACUGGUACCGGGACGAGAUGACUUGGAAUGUGUUAGAGUUUUACGUGAAUGGAAGCAGAGCACCGCUCGUGAAAGGUCAACCAAUUGGGCCGUGGCCAGCGCUUAAAAUCGCGACGCGGUCGCUGUCUCUGUGGAUUGAUGAGCAGCUGAAGAAUACGAGUAAGGAGCAUCUGCUGAGGAAGCCGGGAGAGGGAGAGGGGAGGGAGGGAGGAGGAGAGGGAGGAGGAGAGGGAGCGAGGCGGAAGCUGGGUUCGGCGGGUGUGGAGAUUCCGGCUUUUGCAGCAGGAGGGGGUUCGAAGAUGAGCACGGCGAUUUUUGGGACGCCCGAGACGAAGCCGAUGGUGUUGUUGCGAUCGGUUUCGCCGAGGCAUUUCAUUGGGGAGAAGCCGGGCACGAGCGGCACAUGCACUCAUCUCAAGCAUCCAUUUGGAGAUGCAGAGGUGGCCGUUAUGCUAACAACGGAUGCUAUGAAGGAGGAUGGAGUGUUGGGGACAUCUGUACACCUUUUAAACAUCACGCACUUGUCCGCUUACCGUGGUGAUGCACACCCAUCCGUCUGGGAUCCCCGAUACGAUACGCCCAAGGGCGAAGAUUGCCUGCAUUGA